Molecule: messenger RNA, 2597 nt
Organism: Scomber japonicus (chub mackerel)
Lineage: Eukaryota; Metazoa; Chordata; Actinopteri; Scombriformes; Scombridae
Product: cadherin-12-like
Exons: 12
Coding region: 36-2441 (801 amino acids)
Biological process (GO): cell morphogenesis; adherens junction organization; homophilic cell-cell adhesion
Cellular component (GO): adherens junction; plasma membrane; catenin complex
Molecular function (GO): cadherin binding; calcium ion binding
Source: RefSeq, a predicted model, not a curated record
UUUAACUUUGGGGACCUGAACCUCACAGAUCGCCAAUGCUAACAAGGAACUGCCUGCUGCUGUUCCUUUGGUUUCUCGUUGACGAAGGCUCAGUCUCUUCUUUACACCUGCCUUCAUCACCACUGGGACGGAGCAGGACAGCGAGGGAGCACGCCAGGAGCUUGGUGGGCCCGAUGAGGAAUGGGGCAGCUGGAUUUCAGCGGGUCAAGAGGGGCUGGGUGUGGAACCAGUUCUUUGUGCUGGAGGAGUACAUGGGGUCAGAUCCGCAGUAUGUGGGCAAGCUGCACACUGACCUCGAUAACGGGGACAGUGCGGUGAAGUACACUCUCUCGGGGGAUGGGGCUGGCUCCAUUUUCACAAUUGACCAAACAACGGGGGACAUCCAUGCCUUAAGGAGUCUUGACAGGGAGGAAAAGCCUUACUACACCCUACGCGCCCAGGCUGUUGACAUCGACACCAAUAGGCCUCUAGAGCCUGAGUCAGAGUUUGUAAUCAAGGUCCAAGACAUCAAUGACAAUGAGCCAAAGUUCCUGGAAGGACCGUAUAGGGCCAGCGUCCCUGAGAUGUCACCAGUAGGGACAUAUGUGACACAAGUGACGGCCACAGAUGCAGAUGACCCUACCUAUGGAAACAGUGCUAGAGUGGUAUACAGCAUCCUCCAAGGCCAGCCAUACUUCUCUGUUGACCCUAAAACAGGAGUUAUUAAGACAGCCUUGCCCAACAUGGACAGAGAGGUGAAGGAACAGUACCAAGUAUUAAUCCAGGCCAAGGACAUGGGAGGCCAGCUCGGGGGACUGGCUGGGACCACCAUUAUCAACAUUACCCUCAGCGACGUCAACGAUAACCCGCCUAGGUUCUCCAAAAGUUUCUUUCACCUGAGAGUUCCUGAGUCUUCUGCUCUGGGGUCUGCUGUUGGGAGGAUCAAAGCCCAUGACUUGGACAUUGGGAAAAAUGCUGAAGUUGAGUACACCAUUGUGCCAGGAGAUGGAGGCGCCAUGUUUGACAUCACCACCAAUGAACACAACCAAGAGGGGAUUAUCAUUCUCAAAAAGCCCCUGGACUAUGAAACCAAGAAGGCGUACACAUUUAAGGUAGAUGCCUCCAAUGCUCAUCUGGAUCCACGAUUUCAAAGCUUCGGGGCCUUCAAAGACACAGCAACAGUGAAGAUAAACGUUUUGGAUGUGGAUGAGCCCCCAGUGUUCAAUAAGCCCUCCUAUGUGAUGGAUGUGUAUGAGGACACACCAGCAGGCACCAUCAUCGGAGCAGUGACGGCACAGGAUUUAGACGCCAGCAGCAGUCCAGUCAGGUAUUCCAUUGACUGGAAGAGUGACUUGGACAGCUACUUUGACAUUGAUCCAGUAGAGGGAACGAUUUCCACAAAUGAACUCCUUGACAGGGAGAACAUCGCCCAGCACAAUAUCUCCAUCGUGGCGACCAAACUUAGUAAUCCAGUUCUGACCAGUCGGGUGGCUGUCACUGUCCAUGUGUUGGACAUCAAUGAGUUUCCACCUGAUCUCGCCAGUCCUUAUGAGACCUUUGUGUGUGAAAAUUCCAAAGUUGGACAGGUGAUUCAAACCUUCAGUGCUAAAGACCAGGAUCUACCACCUGCUGGACAACAGUUCUCCUUCAAAUCACCAAAAGAAGAUAUAAAAAACAAGAAUUUCACAAUUCGAGACUUUGGAAAUAAUACAGCUGGAAUAGUGACAAAACGGAAUGGCUUUAGACGGCGUGUGCAGGAAAUCUACUUUCUUCCUGUGGUGAUUGAAGAUAAUGGUUAUCCACCCAAGAGCAGCACAGGCACCCUGACCAUCCGUGUAUGUGGCUGUGAAUCAGAUGGUUCUCUGUUAACUUGCAGCGCAGAGGCCAUCUUUCUCCCAGUGGGCCUCAGCACGGGUGCUCUGGUUGCUAUCCUUCUAUGUAUCAUCAUCCUGUUAGUCAUUGUGGUCCUCUACGUGGGGUUGAGACGACAGAAAAAGAAGGAAACCCUCAUGUCAUCCAAGGAGGACAUACGGGAUAAUGUCAUCCACUAUGACGAUGAAGGAGGGGGUGAGGAGGACACACAUGCCUUUGACAUGGGUACGCUUCGUAAUCCCAAGGUUGUCAAAGAGAACCUGUACCGCAGAGAUGUCAAACCUGAGUUGAAGAGAGGUCCCAAGCCACCGGUCUCACAGGACAGUGCAGACAUCCGAGAUUUCAUCAACGAGCGUCUGAAAGAGCAUGACAUGGACAACUCAGCCCCUCCGUACGAUUCCCUUGCCACGUAUGCUUACGAGGGCGAUGGCUCCGUGGCUGAGUCACUCAGCUCCAUUGACUCCCACGCUAUAGACCUUGAGGAGGACUAUGAUUACCUCAAUGACUGGGGGCCCCGCUUUAAGACACUGGCAGGAAUAUUCGGGGAUGGGGGGGGGGGCGGGGGGAUAUACAGUAACAUUAUUACAUAAGCAAAGCAGCCAUUCAAUUACCUUUCAAUUGAAUGUUGUUUGUUGUCUGACACUUUGUUUCCUAAUGGGGAAUAAGCAUACACACGGAAAUGUUGUCAUUUCCUAGGACAUCCUUAAAAGUGCCUCAAUAUGAUUGUUCUGUCACUUGCCAUUUCA